UGGAGAGGUGAAGAUGUUUGGUUUUUACCCAAGAGCUCUUCGGGCACGAAUGGACGACGCUGUGAGCCUCGCUAAAAUUCGCAUGAUUCAAAGCAAUGCACUUUUUACCAAGAUGGACGAAACCUAUGAAGAAAUGGGAUAUAGUCUGAGAGAUGAGCUAAAUGUCAAGACUCAUAGUCCUACAUACUUGGGAGCAACAGUACACGCAAACAUAUCAAAUUAUACAUGGCAGAAUAUUUAUAUCAAGGACACUUAUGUCAACGACCACUUGAGAACGUUUUUAUUUCAAGAUGAAUUUGGGAACAGAGAAGACCACCCAUUCUUGUAUAGUAAAUACAAGAAAACGGAACCGAGAUAUGGGAAAAUAAAGUAUCCUGAAACACCCGGCUCCCCUGAAGGGUUAGAAUUAUUGCUCGGUAAUUUGGGAUUGCCUGUGAAGGAUUUCGAGCACUUGGAAAAAUUGACUCCAACCACUGUUAACUUACGAAAUAAUUUUCAAGUAUCCUGGUUGCUUCCCAAAGGAGGAGGUUACUAUCGAUAUAAAGGUUCGUCGCCUGUACCCCCAUGCUUCGGUGCGGAAGAAGUAAUCGUAUUCCGAAAACCAAUUCAAGCCAAUCGUGAUCAAAUACAAGCUUUGACCACAAUUCCAACUUUCCAGUUAAAAUCUCGCGAUAUUUUCAAUACAUUUGGAAUUCGUCACCCAAGGCGCAAUACCAACAAUUAUGCCUCCAAAUACGUUCUGUUUGACCCACGAAAUCAUCAAUUUCUAGUUGGUGAUGGAGUGCACAAAAAUACCGUUUUGGAGUAUGCAAUGCGUAAGAACAAAACCAACAAGGCUGGUUCUCUUUAUCAUUCUACAUCAGUACAUUACUCUAGAAGUGGGCUUAUCCAUGCAUGUGUCAAUCUUCUUAUUUUUCUAAUUCAUGAAUAACUAGUUCUGCGUAGCUUUAUGAACCUGU
This is a messenger RNA of Folsomia candida, 959 nucleotides long. RefSeq lists its product as uncharacterized. The transcript is spliced from 4 exons. Lineage: Eukaryota; Metazoa; Arthropoda; Collembola; Entomobryomorpha; Isotomidae. The coding region runs from base 14 to 931 and encodes 305 amino acids. The record is from RefSeq and is a predicted model, not a curated record.